UGCUGUCUCCACCGGCAAGGUUGUGCGUAACUUUUGUAAACGCACAAUAUGGCACACUUGUGCACGAACAUGUUCACUGAGAAGAGUUGUCUGUCUUCAGUUGUUAAUAUGGACGGGCGGGAAAACGUAGUGCUUUGUGCUGCAGCUUGUGUUUUAUUAAGUCUUCUUAAAAAGAAACGAAGAAAGAAACCGCGUUGUUGGGUGAGGCCUUUCCUACAGCGACGAAAUGAAGAAACGAAUAGAUUUGUAGAAGAAAUAAAAAUAGAUCCAUUGAGUGGAUUUAAAAAUUUCACUCGAAUAUCGUGCGAAGAUUUUGAGUUGCUGGUCAAUGCAGUUAGUCCUCUUAUUGCUAAGCAAGAUACAAACUACAGAAAAUGUGUCCCUGUUUCAAUAAGGCUUGCAAUUACUUUAAGAUAUCUUGCUACUGGAGAUUCUUUUGCAAGUUUAAUGUAUUUAUUUAAAGUUUCAAAAGAACUUAUUGCUCGGAUUGUACCUGAAACCUGUAAGGCGUUGAUAAGCGUGUUGAAUGAAAAUAUUAAGAUGCCUAACACUUCAGAAGAAUGGAUGAUGAUAGAACGUCAAUUUGACCAUCUAUGGAAUUUCCCUCAUUGCAUUGGGGCUAUGGAUGGCAAACAUGUUGUUGUUCAAGCUCCAAAGAAUACUGGAAGUGACUUUUUUAAUUACAAAGGUGAUUUCAGCAUUGUACUUUUAGCACUGGUUGAUGCAAAUUAUAAAUUUACGUACGUAGAUGUCGGUUGUAAAGGAAGAAUAUCGGAUGGUGGUGUCUUCAAAAAUACUGGAUUCUAUGCUAAUCUUCAGCAAGGAAAAUUAAAUUUGCCUCCACCUUAUGCGCUACCCGGAAGGAACAAACCAAUUCCACAUGUCAUUGUGGCAGAUGAUGCUUUUGCAUUAGAUAUAAAUUUAAUGAAACCAUAUCCCGGUCAACAUGACAAAAGAUCAAAAGAAAGAACAUUUAACUAUCGGUUGAGCAGAGCGAGACGUGUUGUGGAAAAUGUAUUUGGCAUUUUGUCCGCUGUAUUUCGCGUACUCAGAAAACCUAUACUGUUAGCUCCAGAAAAGGCACAAUUAAUAACAUUGACAUGUUGUUACUUGCAUAAUUUUUUGAUGACACAAAAGUCGUCUGCGCAACUUUAUACUUCUUUUGGCAGUUUUGAUACUGAGAACCAAAUUACUCAUAGCACUAUCGAUGGAAGUUGGCGGCGCGAUGCACCCAUGGCAAACUUACUACCCUUAAGACAUAUCGGAAGAAGACCAUCUGGUGAUGCGAAAGACAUACGAGAAGAAUUUGCACAUUAUUUCCAAACUGGCAUCGGAAUGGUGGCAUGGCAAGAAACACUAGCGUAAAAAGCAUAACUAAAAAUAAAAGCAGAGGUUUGAAAAUAAAAAAUUUAAACGUACCUGUUCAUUUAUUUCGUCCAGUGAGUUCACACUGGCAUUCGGUUCGUCCCUUCCAUGAAAGAAAUUCAAAUAUGCAUAACCAAACCAUUUUGGCUUGUAUAUGUUUGAUAUACCAGAACCUGAAGAUUUUGAUUCCGCGAUUUUCUUCUUUUCUCUUCGAUAUUGAGCCAAAAUAAUUUUCCAUUUUCUCAUUAUCUCAAUCGAGUCACAAUUGAAACUUUGAGCCAACUCUAGAGUGGCAUCGUGUUUUUUGUUUCUAUUUUUAUAAUCAUUGUGACUGGAAUCCCAUAGUAGAGGAUAAGUUUCAAUUGCUUGAAUAAAUUUUAUAAUUUUAUCAUUCGUCCAAUCCAUACUUAACUUAAUCAAACAAUGUGCGCGUACACAUAAAUGUUUUCGCUCCGGUAGCGGAAGCAAGACUGAGUUCGCGAACAACAAGCGUGUACGCGUCGACAGGAGUCCAUUGCAUGCAUGUGUGCGCGCACAAAAGUAUACAGAUGUGCGCGAACAUUUCUAAAAUGUUCGCGCACAUUU
Molecule: messenger RNA, 1950 nt
Organism: Pararge aegeria (speckled wood butterfly)
Lineage: Eukaryota; Metazoa; Arthropoda; Insecta; Lepidoptera; Nymphalidae
Exons: 2
Coding region: 49-1365 (438 amino acids)
Source: RefSeq, a predicted model, not a curated record